This is a messenger RNA of Acipenser ruthenus (sterlet), 419 nucleotides long. Its product is annotated as neoverrucotoxin subunit beta-like. The transcript is spliced from 3 exons. The record is from RefSeq and is a predicted model, not a curated record. NCBI's taxonomy places the organism in Eukaryota, Metazoa, Chordata, Actinopteri, Acipenseriformes, Acipenseridae. The coding region runs from base 18 to 419 and encodes 133 amino acids.
UCUGCAAACCUGGAACAAUGACAACAGAAGAAAGGAUAACUAUAGAGCUUGCAACUCUUGGUCGACCAUUCCAACUUGGAAUGCUGUAUGACUGUCGCAAUGACUCCCUCAUCCCAGGUAUGACAUUGUGGGACAUGGACACACUUAAAAAAGAUGUUGACCUGCGAUCUCAACACAACACAGAGUUCCAGAUCAUUGCCUCUGAUUCCAUCGAGGAUAAAUCAUCUGCUCUGAAUAUAGAAGCAUCGCUGAAAGCAAGUUUCUUAGGAGGUUUAGUGGAGGUGAAACGAUCUGCCAAAUACCUUAAAGACACAAAGAGCUCUAAACACCUCUCAAGUUCCUGGGUGCCCAGGGGCCCAUUUAUCCUCCCAGUUCUCUCCGAGCUGUCAGAGUCCAAAUCCGCAUCCAGUAAGGACUGA